AUGGCUCGAAUUUUCUUCGAUAUUGGCUCUGAAGAUGGAGAGUUGAGGGAGCGGCUUACGUUUUCUAUCUACAGGAAUGUUAGCGCCCAGACACGUGACUUUCUUUUCAAAUUCAUUCGCGAAGCGGGACCGAACGCCUUCAGUUACCGGGGCUCGGCGGUCUAUGCUUUUACAAGCACAUUCUUUGCAUUCGGUAACUUGGCCCGGCGAGGAAUAGUGACAAAGAGCCACUCGUCAGAUCCUUUUUACUCUUUUAGAACCCCUAAACUUGGCGCAGGAAGACGUAUUGCACAGGAGGGCCAUCUCUGCCUAAUCUCCGCAAGCGCCACUUCAUCCUCUCAAGAGCUGCUGGUCACCCUUAAGGAUUGUGCCAACUACGAAAAGGACCUAGUCUGCGUGGGCGAGUUGGACGGAGACACGUCUGCAUUGGCCAGAAUUGCAUCCUAUGCAAACGUGCAAAUGCUUCGAACUAAGGGCGUCAUUUAUAUUAUUAAUUGUGGUGUCGAAGGAGAUCCUUCAGUACCUGAUUCUCCUUUAGUGGACCUAGUCAUUCAAGGCGAAAGAGAUAGACAGGCAGCAGAAAAAGAACGCGAAGAUCACUGGCAUCGCGAGUUCUCUCUUAAGCUGGGAAAGCCCGCGAUUGAUAUGGCAAAAGUGCAUAUUUAA
Molecule: messenger RNA, 666 nt
Organism: Giardia duodenalis
Lineage: Eukaryota; Fornicata; Diplomonadida; Hexamitidae
Exons: 1
Coding region: 1-666 (221 amino acids)
Source: RefSeq, a predicted model, not a curated record